Larimichthys crocea (large yellow croaker) is the source of this 4784-nucleotide messenger RNA. RefSeq names its product huntingtin interacting protein 1 related (gene hip1ra). Bases 408 to 4451 code for a protein of 1347 amino acids. Gene Ontology annotation, biological process: actin filament organization; clathrin coat assembly; endocytosis. The transcript is spliced from 33 exons. Lineage: Eukaryota; Metazoa; Chordata; Actinopteri; Sciaenidae. The record is from RefSeq and is a predicted model, not a curated record. Gene Ontology annotation, cellular component: clathrin-coated vesicle; cortical actin cytoskeleton. Gene Ontology annotation, molecular function: actin filament binding; phosphatidylinositol-3,5-bisphosphate binding; clathrin-cargo adaptor activity.
GUCCUACAAGGCUGCUGACUGGUGCCUCCUUAUAUUGUCUUUCCAGUUUCACCGCCUUCAGAUGUGUCUGGUGACUCCGAGGAAAAGUCGAUAGCUGUUCAUAGAUUCUACUUUUUAUUUGUAAUCUAAAAAAAUAUAUAGAUUAGAGGUAUUUAAUAACCUGACAGACACACCUUUCACUCAUUUGGCGAGUUUAAUCCAGUGCGCGUUUUUACGCAGUUGGAGAGCUUUUUACGCACAGCAGAGCGCUUUGUUUACUUGAAGGUAGGCUGUGAUGAACUGAUUUGGAGAAGCGAAUUAAAAGGAGGAAACUUCUGGAGAGCACAGGUGAGGAGCACCUGGACACCUGGAGCCUGAUCACUGGGGAUUCAUAGACUUUUAAAGUUUGCGUGGAGCGCGGCCACAACAUGAGCAAAACGAAGAACAAAAGCGACAAUAAGACGGAAAAAGCUUUGGCUGCGGAGAAAGAGCAGUUUGGUAAACAGCAGCUCCACAGCAUCAGCAAAACUGUCGCCACCACUGAAACACCGCCCAAAGAGAAAUAUGUGCGCAACAUCAUCAUGGGUACACAUAAGGAGGGUGGAGCCACCACCUUCUGGUCCUACAUCCUGAACCUGCCUCUGUCCAGCAACUCCAUGGUCAGCUGGAAGUUCUGCUAUCUGCUGCACAAAGUUCUCCGGGACGGACACAGAAAUGCUGUCAGAGACUCUCACAGAUACUGCCGCAACAUUAAAGACAUGGGUGUCCUCUGGGGAAACCUGCACGAUCGAUACGGUCACAUCGUUGCUUUGUCUGCCAAGUUUCUCUGCCUCAAAAUGGAAUUUCACGCAAAGCACAAGGCGAUUCCAGGCAACCUGGAGGCGAGUGACGAGACGUUGGACAGGGAAGUAGGAAAUGACCCGACCAAAGUGUUAGACAUAACGCAGGAACUGCUGGACUACCUGGAUGCUGGACUGAAGAUGUCUGAGACAGUUUUGCGCCAGCUCGACGCCAACGGGGCCAAAUCUACAACUCCAGCCGGACAGUGCAGACUGACUCCUCUGAUCCCGCUCAUACUGGACUGCAGCUUUCUUUACCACUUCUCCGUCCUGAUGAUGUUCAAGCUGCACAGCCGCAUUGCUCCAGAUGUUCUUCUGGGACAUCGAGAGCGCUUCCGUGAUCUAUUUACAGGCCUAACACAGUUCUUCGACAGAGCCAGAGAAAUGGAGUUCUUUAAAAGCAUCAUCCAGAUCCCAGAUCUCCCAGAUGGUCCUCCAAACUUCCUGCGUGCCGCCGCCUUGGGUGAAUACAAAAAGCCGGUGGUGGUGAUGCCCAACGAGGAGCGUCACGAGGAGGAGGAACCGGAGCCGCAGCCAGAGUUUAGAGAAGCACAGCAGAUCCCACAGUACUAUUUGCUCAGCCAGAUGGGAGCUCCCGACGCUCCGCCUGAACAGAGGGAUUCACAGAAUGACAGUCUGAAGAGAGAGUUAGAGGUGCUCAAACCAGAGCUGCAGCUCAUCAAGUCUGAGGCUCAGAGGUGUGUCACUGAGUUAAAGGCUCAGGUGAACCGUCUGGAGGCCGAGGUCGAGGACCAGCGCACCCACAAACAGAUGGCCAUGGUGGAGAACGAACACCUGCGGAUGGAGGUGGAGAGUCUGCGGAGCGCCAACGCCAUGAGUGUCGGGGCUCAGAUCGGCUUUAAGGAGGCGGACACGAGAGCUCAGGCAGCAGAGGUUCGAUUCAGUCAACUCAAAGAGAGACACGCAGAGCUGAUCACCAGCCACGCUGACUUAAUGAAGAAGAACGCAGAAACGGUGAAGCUUCUGUCGAGCACAAAACACGGCCAAGACGACCUGCUGAGAGCCAGACAGCAGCUGGAAAACGAGCUGGAAAAUCUACGACAGGAGAAGAGAAACAUGACGAAUCAGCAGCAGCAGCAGGUCGAGCGACUCAGCAAAGAACUGCUGGAGCAAAGAGCAGAGCUGGCUCACCUUCGCAGCACUCUGGACAACAAAGAGAGGGAGGGAUCUCAGACGAGCAGCAGCCUGGCAGCUCUGCAGGCGGAGCGCGAUGUGCUGCUUCGCUCGGCCCGAGAGAAAGACGCCGAGCUGUCCUCGCUGAGACAGCAGGCACAGCAGCAGCAGGGCUCCCUGGACCUGGAGAGAGACCGGCUGAACCGAGAGCUGGAGGCUCUGAGAGCCCAGCUGCAGCAACAGCUCGCCAUCAACGCGGAGCAGAAGCUGGAGAUCGACCGGCUGAGACGAGAGCUGGACUCGACACGAGCAGAGCUGUCGCGUGCAAACAGCGCCCUGCAGAGCAAAGAGAUGAGCGGCACCCAGCUGAGCGGCACUCUGGCGGGGCUGCAGGCGGAGAGGGAGGUGCUGCUGCGCUCGGUGAGGGACCAGGAGGCCGAGCUGAACUCCCUCAGACAGCAGGCUCAGCUCCACCAGAGCUCCCUGGAGCAGGAGAGGCAGCGGAGCAGCAUGGAGAUGGGACACCUGCACGCUCAGUUACAGCAACAGGCCUGUCGUGAAGGAGAGCUGACCCACAAGCUGCAGGAGGAGCAGUUCUGUCUGCUGCAGUGUGCUGUGGUGGAGGCCGAGGGCAUCAUACUGGACGCUGUGGCCAAACUGGACGAUCCCAUACACGUCUGCUGCAUCAGCUCGCCUGAUUAUUUGGUGAAUCGAGCUGAAAUCACUUUGGGUUCGAUCGACAAAAUGCAGCAGAGUCACUCGGUCUACAUGGCAAACAGGAACGAUGCGAGCGGUCUGCUGCGAGCGGUCACACAGUUUUCUCACCUCGCCGCUGACACGAUCGUCAACGGAGCAGCAACAUCUCACUCUGCUCCGACCGACCAGGCCGACUGUUUAACUGACAGCUGUCGGGACUGUGCCAACAACUGCCUCCAGUUCCUGAGGGAUCUGAAGAUUCAGGCCAGUCUACCGAGAGCGGAUCCCACCGCGGUCCGAUACACUGUCCAACGCAUCCUCGCUUUGGGACAGGAUCUACGCCCCAAAGGACGCGACGUGCUGAAAGAAGAGCUGGGAUACGUGGUGGACAAAGAGAUGAUCGCUACAUCAACUGCCAUCGAAGAGGCCGUGCUGCGGAUGGAUGAGAUCCUGAAUCAGGCGAAGAGAGACACAACCGGCGUUAAGCUGGAAGUCAACCAGAGUAUCCUGGGAUCGUGUUCAGACCUGAUGAAGGCUGUUCACAUGCUGGUGACCGCCGCUACUGACCUACAAAAAGACAUCGUGGAAGGAGGCAGGGGUGCAGCGUCUGUCACUGAAUUUUACGCCAAGAACUCUCGCUGGACCGAAGGACUCAUCUCUGCCUCCAAAGCUGUGGGCUGGGGCGCCACCCAGCUGCUAGACUCAGCUGACCGGGUCGUGGGUGAAAAUGGGACGUACGAGGAGCUCAUCGCCUCUUCGCACGAGAUCGCCGGGAGCACCGCACAGCUGGUCGCCGCCUCAAAGGUGAAGGCCGACCGCAACAACAAGAAGCUGUACACGCUGCAGCAGGCAUCGCGUCAUGUAAGAGACAUGGCCGCUGUGGUCGUCACAUCCACCAAACACGGGCAGAGGCAGAUCUCCGAUCAAGGUCCAAUGGACUUCUCUGGCAUGUCUCUGAUCAAGCUGAAAAAAGAGGAAAUGGAAGUUCAGGUGAAGGUACUGCAGCUGGAGAACCAGCUGGAGCAGGAGCGAGUCCACCUCGGGGAGCUGAGGAAGAAGCACUACGAGCUCGGCUCCUCCGUGUGCAUCGAAGACGAGGACGGGGCUGAGAACUUCCCGCCGCCGCCGCCGCCCACUCUGCUCGACUCCACACCAGCAGCUCAGUCCUCUUCACAGACUUACCUGAACACCCAGAGCUACGCGAGCACCAAUCCCUUCGCACCGGCUCAAACACAGGCGCCGCCUCAGUCGUACACACCAACGCAAACCUACACUUCACAGGCACAAACCAGUACACCAUCUCAAACCUACACCCCUACACAAACCUACACCCCGUCUCAACCCUAUACUGCUCCUCAACCAUACACCCCAUCCCAACCCUACACUCCGUCUCAAACCUACACUCCGUCUCAAACCUACACUUCACAGGCACAAACCAGUACACCAUCUCAAACCUACACCCCUGCACUAACCUACACCCCGUCUCAACCCUAUACUGCUCCUCAACCAUACACCCCGUCUCAACCAUACACCCCAUCCCAACCCUACACCCCAUCCCAACCCUACACUCCGUCUCAACCCUACACACCCUCCCAGCCUUACGUCCCAGCUCAGCCCUACACACCGAACCCAACCCAAAGUUACUUAAAACCUCUGUCACAGCCCUCAUCAGAAGCAUCCGCCAACACCCGGCCUAAGUCGCCGUCUCUGUCAGCCUCGAGGAAACCCAACAUCUUCACCAAAUCUGGAAACUUGCUGAAGAACGCGUUCAAACGAGGUGAAGCUGGAACGGGAGAGUCUUGAAGCUUGACUGAAGAAGAAUACUGGAAAUAUACGUAAUAUUAAAAACACUGAUUUUUAAUCUCUGCCUCUGUCAGAAGGUUGCAGGAAUCUUUUUUUUGUAAUCAUACUGAAGCUACUUACUGUUGUGUUGAGUUGAUUUAUUAAAAAUCAUAAAUUCAUCUGCGCUUUCUUUCAGUGAUUCUUCUUAUUUACUUCCCACUCGAAGUCUCUCAUUAGCUUCAAACAUGGCCAGGACUAUUUGAAAAUUAAGAUUUAUCUGAUGUGAAUAGUUGCAGUCAAAAUGUAUAACAGAUUAUAGAAACUUAAACUAUAAAAUGUUUUAAUUUUCACACA